This is a messenger RNA of Guillardia theta CCMP2712, 259 nucleotides long. RefSeq lists its product as hypothetical. Lineage: Eukaryota; Cryptophyceae; Pyrenomonadales; Geminigeraceae. The annotation marks the transcript as partial. The record is from RefSeq and is a predicted model, not a curated record. The transcript has 4 exons.
CAAUGUUCGCCGACAUCCGCCGCGCUCAUGCGCUUACAUCACUUGACACUGAGACUACCAUCACUAUCACUUACCCAUCAAGCAGCGAGGUGGUAGUGCCGGAGGUCGAGGCCGUCCCAGUCUACUACGUCUCUCCUGUCUACUACGUUGACACGUACACCCCUGUCACCAUCGACUCUGCCGUUCCUAUCUACGUCAUCUCGUAAGAAUGUGGAAUUUUUCCCCAUGGAAUUUGAGAUCAAUAAAUGUCUGAAACUGG